CACAAGCUUAGGCAUUUAAUCCAUAAUAAGAAUAUGGACCCUCUAUUAGUAUUUUGCACUAAAGAAAAAAAGGCAAAUUUGGAUUUCUGCUAAUAUCCUGAGCUUGAAAAUCCCUUCCAUCUAAUUUCCUUGCAUCCAGUAUGUUUGAAUUUAGAAUGCCAGUUUUAUUUCCCUGCUCUUGGUUCUGUUGGUGAAAAAAGGGGAGAGGAGAUGCCAAUAUUUUUAUGAGCUGUCAAUUUCCGUAUCUGACCUGCUAGCAUCAAAAAGGUGAUAGCAACAAUUACAGAAUAUUACCAAUUCUAAAUUGAAAGAAUGCUGACUCAAAAUCAGACGGUCUAUCUUCCAAUCUCGUAUUUGUUAUUAACCACCUGAGUGGCAAAAAUUACUGAAACUUUCUGGAUACCAGUUUACUUAUUUGUAAAAGAAGGAUCUUGAAGAUUUUUCUAUCCAUGUGAAUGAAUUAUAGCUCCCCUUAUUACAAACAUCACUUUACUGAGAAGGCCUAAGGCAAAAAUAAACUUUGCCAGAAAUGUAGGCAAAUUAUGGAAGAAUAUGUCAAAGUACGGAAAAGACACAUUUAAACAGUAAAUUCAAGUUUGUAUCUUUGUACUUAUUUACUAAGUUUUAUGGUAACCGAGAAUUCAGGAUAAAUUUGACUGCAGUACUUUUUCUUAUGUUUAUUUUUUCUGGAAGCAUCCAAAAGUUAAGCCGGCUACAGGACCUCUGGUUUACAAUUCAUUUCCUUGAAAGAAAAGAAGAAAUAAACACAAUUCUAUAAAGUCUGUGAAUUAAAACUUUGAACCUGCAGAUGGUGCUAUGAUUCCAUUUUCAAAUUGUUUUGCUUUCUAGUUUAAAUUCAUAAGAGAAAAUGCAGUUGUUUGGUUGAGUUUACUUUUAUUCAGAGGUAAUAAAAUUGAAUUAUUUCUUUUUAUUUUAGUUUAUUAUUAUUAUAAUAGAAGCAUUUGUCUUUUGUAUUGGGAAAAGCUGCUAUAGUUACUCUUUGUAAAUGCUAAGUGCUUGCCUAGGCCAAAUAAUGAUCAGCUUUACAUCUCUUAUGUUUAAAAUUUUUCUUCUUAUCAUUCAGCAGUCAUUUGUCUGUGACCCUCAAUUAAGUUGCUUUGCUGUUUCUGCUCUUAAAUAAAAUUGGUUCACUAAGAAUUGGGUGAUGAAGAGCUAAGGAUAAAAAAAUUCCAUAUGAGAACUGUUUCAACCUCUAGUUUGUAAUAAUCAGGUAAAAAAGAUUUCCUGGAAUUAAGCCACAGGAACUCUGGCUUAAGUCAGAGCUGUCAACUGGGAAACAAAUUUCCAGACAUUUUGAAACUUAAUUCAUUUAAUUUUUCUGGUAACUGGAUUAGAAAAUAUGAUUAAGCAUAGCAGGAUAUUCUUUUACUGGAUCAGUCUGACUUUGAACGAAGGAAAUAGAUACUAAAAUCUUAAAGUAGAAGAAAGAGGACUGUAAAGCCAUUCUUUCUUAUGAAACUUAGAAACAAAAUGUAAAAAUAAUACGCACGGCAGAAAGUCUUUAAAAUAAAAGGAAAAAUGGCAUUUUCCUCUGUUGUUUAGGAAAUUUUUCAUGUGGCUGCAUUUUUACCUUAAACUCUGAUUGAAUGUGUGCUAGACUACCUUUAGUUACAAAUCCACAAAUAGAAGUGAAGUAUUUAUCAAAGUACUAUAUAAAUGCUUUUCAACUAUUUGAAGCCACCUGUCAAGUGAUUGAAUCAGAAAUGUUCAAAACUGGUUUGAGUAUAUGUGUGUGUUGGGGAUGAGGGUAGAAAACUAAUUCUACAUUAUGCAAAGACUUAUAAAAGUGAUGAGGAAAAUCUUUAAAAAGAAAAGACAAUUAAAUUCCUUGAGGUAUAUAGUCUGACAACAAUUUAUUUUUUGGAUCAUUUGACACAGUGUAUGUAAAAGUGCAUUGGGAAUUGUGCCAUUUUAUACAAAUAUGAAAUAGCACUACUUGUACUGCUUUGUACAACAGCGUGCAUAUCUUACUAUCUUAGAGACUUUCUGAAACACUUAUCUUGGAAUUAGUUUCAACAAAAACAAAAUGUAAUAAUAGGAAGGUGAAAAUUAUCUCGAGCUUUUAAAGUUAGGAUAGAUUUCAAGAAAGAUUAAAUCUGGAACUAUAUGAAUAGCAUAAAAAUUAAAAAUAUUAAGAGAAUUGAUACUUUGUAAUAAAGUAUAAUUAUACAUUUAUAAGCAUAAUGAACAUAAGUGUUUGUUGCUUUAUGCAUUUGUUUCUACACAUGAAGUCUUUAUUUUCUGAAGGAAUCCCAAUGGCCCUGGCUAUAACACUACAAUCAUUUUCUUAUUUUACAAUUAAUUAAAGGUUAAAACAUUUCACAUUGAGCUUGCUACUUUGUUUGUUUAAAGAAAAGUAAAUUUCCUCUUAUCUUACAUUUUGAAGUUGCUCACUAUAAACUUAUAUAAAUUAGACAUAAUGACAAUUAAGUAAGAACUUCAAGCCCUAUUCAUCCCAUGGCCGUCAUACUGUGACGUCUUUCAGAGCACUUUGUGAUUGCUCAGUCCUAAGUAUAAGCCCUAUAAAAUGAUGGGCUUUGAAAUGCUGGUCAGGGUAGAGUGAGAAGCACCAGCAGGCAGUAACAGCCAACCCUUAGCCAUUGCUAAGGGCAGAGAACUGGUGGAGCCUUUCUCUUACUCCCAGGACUUCAGCACCUAAGACAGCUCCAAAACAAACCAGAACAGUCAGCUCCGGGGGAGCACGACUGGGCGAGAGGCACAGAAAUGGACACCAGAAAUAAGGCCCAGCUCCUUGUGCUCCUGACUCUUCUCAGUGUGCUCUUCUCGCAGACGUCGGCAUGGCCUCUUUACAGGGCACCUUCUGCUCUCAGGUUGGGUGACAGAAUACCCUUUGAGGGAGCAAAUGAACCUGAUCAAGUUUCAUUAAAAGAAGACAUUGACAUGUUGCAAAAUGCAUUAGCUGAAAAUGACACACCCUAUUAUGAUGUAUCCAGAAAUGCCAGGCAUGCUGAUGGAGUUUUCACCAGUGACUUCAGUAAACUCUUGGGUCAACUUUCUGCCAAAAAGUACCUUGAGUCUCUUAUGGGAAAACGUGUUAGUAACAUCUCAGAAGACCCUGUACCAGUCAAACGUCACUCAGAUGCAGUCUUCACCGACAACUAUACCCGCCUUAGAAAACAAAUGGCUGUAAAGAAAUAUUUGAACUCAAUUCUGAAUGGAAAGAGGAGCAGUGAGGGAGAAUCUCCCGACUUUCCAGAAGAGUUAGAAAAAUGAUGAAAAAGCCCUUUGGAGCAAAGCACAACUUCCCAGUGAAUUCUUGAAGGAAAACGAUACGCAACAUAAUUAAAUUUUGAGUUCUACAUAAGUAAUUCAAGAAAACAACUUCAAUAUCCAAACCAAAUAAAAAUAUUGUGUUGUGAAUGUUGUGAUGUAUUCUAGCUAAUGUAAUAACUGUGAUGUUUACAUUGUAAAUAGUAUUUGAGAGUUCUAAAUUUUGUCUUUAACUCAUAAAAAGCCUGCAAUUUCAUAUGCUGUAUAUCCUUUCUAACAAAAAAAUAUAUUUAAUGAUAAGUAAAUGCUAGGUUAAUUCCAAUUAUAUGAGACGUUUUUGGAAGAGUAGUAAUAGAGCAAAAUUGAUGUGUUUAUUUAUAGAGUGUACUUAACUAUUCAGGAGAGUAGAACAGAUAAUCAGUGUGUCUAAAUUUGAAUGUUAAGCAGAUGGAAUGCUGUGUUAAAUAAACCUCAAAAUGUCUAAGAUAGUAACAAUGAAGAUAAAAAGACAUUCUUCCAAAAAGAUUUUCAGAAAAUAUUAUGUGUUUCCAUAUUUUAUAGGCAACCUUUAUUUUUAAUGGUGUUUUAAAAAAUCUCAAAUUUGGAUUGCUAAUCACCAAAGGCUCUCUCCUGAUAGUCUUUCAGUUAAGGAGAACGACCCCUGCUUCUGACACUGAAACUUCCCUUUCUGCUUGUGUUAAGUAUGUGUAAAAUGUGAAGUGAAUGAAACACUCAGUUGUUCAAUAAUAAAUAUUUUUGCCAUAAUGACUCAGAA
Molecule: messenger RNA, 4027 nt
Organism: Pan troglodytes (chimpanzee)
Lineage: Eukaryota; Metazoa; Chordata; Mammalia; Primates; Hominidae
Gene: VIP
Product: vasoactive intestinal peptide
Exons: 7
Coding region: 2746-3255 (169 amino acids)
Biological process (GO): adenylate cyclase-activating G protein-coupled receptor signaling pathway; epinephrine secretion; regulation of protein localization
Cellular component (GO): extracellular region; neuron projection
Molecular function (GO): neuropeptide hormone activity; peptide hormone receptor binding
Source: RefSeq, a predicted model, not a curated record